Heterobilharzia americana is the source of this 1185-nucleotide messenger RNA. The record is from the annotation of a GenBank genome assembly. NCBI's taxonomy places the organism in Eukaryota, Metazoa, Platyhelminthes, Trematoda, Strigeidida, Schistosomatidae.
AUGGUGACGAAUAAUGAAGGGAGGAAGGUGGAUAUCUCUCUCAUUCACCGAAUCACUGCUUCUUCAGUGGGUGGAAUAAUCACGGCCUUUGUUAUGACACCCUUAGAUGUCUUGAAAGUGCGCAUGCAGUCUGAUAGAGUGUAUUCCGAAAGCAAGUGUUUUACUUAUUGCAACGAAAUGAUUAAAAGACUCUGUACAUGCUCACUCAGCCCUAAUACAUGUGCUGUAUCCUGGUCAAUGCGUGCUAUGAAUUAUGAGGGAAGGUGGAAUUGGUGUACUCUUAACGAAUCUCAUUGCUGUCCUACUUGUAUCAUUCAUUUCGACAAUCCUUCUUUCUUCACAUUCUCUCGGCGUCUUCCUACUGCCUCAGAUACACUGAUGAAAAUAAUUCGUAAUGAAGGUGUUUUAUCAUUAUGGAGUGGACUUUCUCCAACACUUGUAAUGACACUUCCUCAAACUAUUAUCUACUUCACUGUCAAUGACUGGUUAAAAUAUCAAGUUGGAUAUACUUCCAAAACGAUUAACAAGUCAAAAACAGCUGAACAGAACUUUAUUUCUGCUAAAUCUUUCAUUCCACCUCUAGUUGGAGGUGUAUCACGGGUUUUCGCUGUAAUGGCUGUAUCACCAAUGGAAUUAUUGCGGACGAAAAUGCAGGCAAAAAAACUACCCUACCGGGAAAUAACAACUUUGCUUGUUACAACAGUGAGACAGGAUGGUUUGAAAAGUCUAUGGUUAGGUGCUGGACCAACUCUUCUACGCGAUGUUCCUUAUUCAAUGAUAUUUUGGUUUACUUAUGAUUGUAUGAAAUCUGGAUAUAUCAAUAAACAGACAGGAAUCGAUAUAUUGUCAAAAAGUAAAUCGGCUAACACUCUUGAUGGAGUAUCUUUUUCAUGUCUGUUUAGUUUUGCAGCAAUUUCUGGACUGAUCUCUGGUAUACUAACACAUCCAUUUGAUGUCAUUAAAACGCAUAGACAAGUUGAUUUUGGAAAUCAUUCAUUUGGAAGUAACUAUUCUUUCCCAACAUCGACUUGGGCAUCUUUACAGCACUUGUACAGUAAAAAUGGUCUUCCUGCAUUGUUUUCUGGCUUUACGCCAAGACUAUUGAAAACUACCAUCUCAUCUGCAAUUAUGAUGGCUAUUUUUGAAAGUUUAAAAGAAACAUUUGUAAAUAUUACAAUAAGUUAG